GUUUCAACUAACUCUGGAUUUCUGAACUGAAUAAACCGUUUUUCUCACUGACUCGUUUUACUGCAACCAAUCCAGUCAAACCCCUCUUUUGUUUUUAGCUUCAGUUUUCAACUUCUUGGUGUUUUUGUUGGAACCCACAAAGAAAAAAUGGGAAAAGCUUGGACCUUUCUUACCCAACUUCACACACUUGCUGGGCCAGCGUUGACGUUGCUUUACCCUUUAUAUGCAUCAGUGAUAGCAAUAGAGAGCACAUCCAAACUAGAUGAUGAGCAGUGGCUUGCUUAUUGGGUUAUUUACUCUUUCCUCACUCUUAUGGAGAUGGUGCUCCGACCAGCUCUUGAGUGGUUACCAAUCUGGUAUGAUGUGAAGCUUGUGUUUGUGGCAUGGAUGGUGCUGCCACAGUUCAAGGGGGCAGCUUUCUUGUAUGAGAGAUAUGUGAGAGAUCAAGUCAGAAAGUAUGGAGGGUUGAAAGACCAUCCCAAAUCCGGCAAGACAUCCCCCACUGGCAAAGCAAAGAAGAAGUUUAUGCAGUUCCUGACCCCCAAGAAUGGGGAGCAGGAGGCUUAUUGAGAAAGGCAGAGAAAGCAAUCUAAUUUCCCUAGUUGACUGGUGUGGAUGGGUGCAUUGAGUGGAACUUCUUCAACCUUUGCUUUCUCUUUUACUCGACUUUUUAACCCUACCCAUGUUCAACUUCUGAAGUUGAUGACUUUGAUGCUCUUGUGUUCCUUCUUCAUCUGUAAUUACUGAUCAUUAAUUAGUGUGCAAUAUAUGAUUAGUUUAUGACUUUGAUGAAA
Pyrus x bretschneideri (Chinese white pear) is the source of this 794-nucleotide messenger RNA. Its product is annotated as HVA22-like protein e. Lineage: Eukaryota; Viridiplantae; Streptophyta; Magnoliopsida; Rosales; Rosaceae. The record is from RefSeq and is a predicted model, not a curated record. The coding region runs from base 148 to 570 and encodes 140 amino acids. The transcript has 5 exons.